Messenger RNA from Annulohypoxylon truncatum, 1903 nucleotides. RefSeq lists its product as uncharacterized. The coding region runs from base 724 to 1407 and encodes 227 amino acids. The record is from RefSeq and is a predicted model, not a curated record. Lineage: Eukaryota; Fungi; Ascomycota; Sordariomycetes; Xylariales; Hypoxylaceae. The transcript has 2 exons.
CAUCGCACGAUUAAUCAACCGAUUUUCCAUUCGCCCACUUGCUAUCGGUCAUAUUUGCGUGCUAGAGCGACUUGUGAUUGCUGCCAGUUUUUCUUUCUGUGGUGCCAACCUUGCGGCGCAUCACAUUUUGGUAGCACACGGAUAUCCAUAUCAACUCUCAUUUUCUUGUCUUUACCUACCUACCUACCUACAGUACCCAGAGUACCUAGGUAGGCUUAAAUAUCCACUAUACCAAGAUUGUGGUAUCCGGAGGUGUCCAUAUAGCAAGACAUUUGCGAUGUCUAUUUGUUAGAAAUCAAAGCGAAAACACGAGUUGUUCGACGAUGUAGAAGUCCGGCUGAGUUGGAGAUAAUUGUCUCAAUCAGCAUCCUAUGCAACGGUUUCACAACAGAAGAGGGACCUUUGACAAAUCAAAUUGUCGCAGUUCAUAAAAUACAAUGUCGUCACCAAACGUCUCAAAUCCUUGAGUUAUAUUGAUAUUCAUGCAUCGUCAAUGAAAGACAACCCGAUAACUAUGUAGCUGCACCCGCAGGAUUUCCGCUCGCGAGAACUAUUACCGCAGCAGCUAUUCUAGUAAAAUGCCGGGUUAAUCCCGAUGACUAGAGCUCCAGUUUUUAACCAGGAUUGAAUCACAUACUACUAUAUCGUAUCCAAGACAAACGAUGUUAUCUAUGUAAACCUCUUUCCUACCGAACUCCAAAUAAAUCACGAAAUCAGAGCAAAAUGGGCAUUAUCAAGACGGCAUUACUAGCCAUUCCGGCCGGUGGUGCCACCUUAGGAGGCUACAUGGCCUAUCUUACUGCUACCACCACUUUCAUCGACCUCACUAAGAACGAUCCUAUGUUUAAGACUAAAACGUAUAAGAAAUAUAAUCCGAAGGAUAACCCGGCGCUUCAAGAUGUCGUUAUUAAGCGGAUACCUCUGUCAGCCGUUAAACCUGAACUUCGCAACGACGAAAAGGCGCUCACUCUUGAAUUUUGUCGCGGCGUAUGGAGCGGCUUCAAUUUCUGGCCUCAGAGCAAGUACCAGGAAUAUUACGACAAGCCACCGGGAACGGAAAACCAGCUGUGGCACACCAGCGACCUAAAAACCGCCAAAUUUGAGAAAGGCCUAAAGUUCUCCAACCACUUCGAGGUGGUGAACAACGAGGGCAACGAGAUCGUCGUCCGGUGCGGCGGUUCGCCCCUGCAGCCCGGCCUGAGGAAUUCGGACGGCCUCAUCUUCUUCAGCGCGAAGAUCGACAAGGACACGUCGCAGGCCGAGUUCAAGCUUAAGUCGGCCCUGUUCAACAGCGCUGGCACUUUCGCCAAGGACGCCGGUCAUCCUGUCCCGCCGAAGAUCGAGUUCCUGCACCGGUGGUAUGUCCGCAUGCUAACGUCGAGCGGCGUCGGAAAUGUAAGGGCUUAGGGGUUUUAGUGAUCGUUGGCAAGGAUUUAGUAAGGAUAAGAUGACUGGAUAGCCAUGAUGAACGAUUUAUACCCUCUCUUAAGCCCGCCUGGUAUUUAUGAUUUUGAACUCGAUGGUUCUCAAUAUCCUAGAUUCACUUUACCUAUGGUAUUUCGUAGCCAUUUUCUUCUAAAGGUCUCUAUUGAAAAUUACAUCCUCCAGAUCAACAGAAGCGGUUUCCAUUUCAUAAUUGGUUACACAAAAUUCUGACUGCAGUGCCUACAUAAUAGGUUGGUUUUACAUGUGAAGCCCUUGUUCAGACAUCGUGUAGCCCUGGCGGUAAAACAACACCACGGCAUUCCCCCCUAGAUUUACCUUUACUAUACUCGAAUUUACUCAAAAGCAACUUCUAUUCAUCGCAAAAGAUCAUAUUAGCCCAAUGAGCCAUCAAUUAGUAGGUACUUCGUACCUUUAGGGCAGACACAAUACCCCAGCUCAGCACCUUCCGAAACGGGGC